Messenger RNA from Dichomitus squalens LYAD-421 SS1, 2094 nucleotides. Its product is annotated as asparagine-linked glycosylation 9 protein isoform a. NCBI's taxonomy places the organism in Eukaryota, Fungi, Basidiomycota, Agaricomycetes, Polyporales, Polyporaceae. Bases 1 to 2094 code for a protein of 697 amino acids. The transcript has 8 exons. Gene Ontology annotation, biological process: protein N-linked glycosylation. The record is from RefSeq and is a predicted model, not a curated record. Gene Ontology annotation, cellular component: endoplasmic reticulum membrane. Gene Ontology annotation, molecular function: alpha-1,2-mannosyltransferase activity.
AUGUCUACCGGCGUUCAGCUGGGUCCGAACGUCCAAACUAUCAGCUUCAGGAAACCGACAAACCAGGCUGCUUCGUCUCCCUCCACAAAACCCAAGAACCGUCACGGAGGGUUGUUACAGGACCAACUUCGCAGGGCACAACGUGCGCCAUGGUGUCCGACUUGGUCAAGUGCUUUGCGCAUCUUGCUCCUCAUCCGCGUAGCUGGAGCCAUGUACAACGGAAUUCAGGACUGCGACGAAGUAUACAACUUCUGGGAACCCUUGCACUAUCUGUGGAAGGGUUAUGGUUUCCAGACAUGGGAGACGUCCCCUGAAUACUCGAUCAGGAGUUGGGCAUACAUCCUCCUGCACUACCUGCCUGUACAGCUGUCCGCGAUGUUCCUGGGUCCUGAAAAGCGCCCAGCAUUCUUCGCCGUCCGCAUCUUCCUUGCCAUCGUCUCUUCUCUUUGUGAGGUGACUUUCUACCGCGCGGUAGUUGAGCACAUCAACUACCGUGUGGGUCGGUACGUAUUCUUUAUGCUCCUCGCGAAUGCCGGGAUGUGGAUCGCAUCUACAUCAUUCCUGCCAUCUUCGUUUGCCAUGUACGCCAACACCCUUGGCUUCGCGCACGCGAUGGAGAGACCAAGCAACAGCAAUAUGCGUCGCACACUCUUUGCCACCCUAUGCUUCGCGACAGGUGCGAUCGUCGGUUGGCCCUUCUCGCUCGCGGUCGCCAUUCCAUUCGUCCUCGAGGAGCUCUUCUUGACUGGCGCAGACAAGGUCACUUCCGAGACGCGUACUUCUUGGCUCACCACAAGGUGGCAACGAAUGGCCAUUUGUGGUGCAAUUGCUGCCCUGUUAUUCAUACCUGUCGUCGCCAUAGAUACGCUCUUCUACAACAAGCUCUCCGUCGUUCCGUGGAACAUCGUCAAAUAUAACGUCUUCCCAGAUGCGCAGCGUGGCCCCGAACUCUACGGAACAGAGCCCGUGCACUUCUACCUCGCGAAUCUGCUCCUGAACUUCAACGUAUUGGUCCCGUUCGCCUUUGCGGCGCUUCCCGCGCUCCUUGUCACGUACCGGUUCGACCACAAGCGUCUGGGGGAGCGGUAUCUGUUCGUCAACCAGAGCUCCCCGUACGUCCUUCUGGCCGUCCGCCUCGCGCCGGUGUAUCUGUGGGUCGCGAUCAUGACCACGCAGAAGCACAAAGAGGAGCGAUUCAUGUACCCGAUUUACCCGUUCAUCUGCUUCAACGCCGCCGUCACGAUCUACCUCGUGCGCGGCUGGCUCGAGGCUGCGUUCAUCGCGGCGACGAACUCGCCAUACCGGGCAUCGCGCUCGUCGCUCUUCAGCCAGUUCACGCUCUCCGUGGUCGUCACAUCCAGCGUGCUCUCGCUCGCGCGCACCAUGGCGCACUGGAAGUACUACCACGCCCCGCUAUCGGUCACGUACGCCCUGGAGGCCGCGGAGGUGCCGCGUUUACUGAAUGCGACCGGUCACGUAUCUCUUCCGCCACAACUCGACCCUGCCGCGCGUCACGGUGGUCAGGAGCAUCCCGAGGCCGAGUCGGACUCGGAGGAGCAGCCGCGGAUCGACCUGUCGCUCGUCGAGCCGUUCAAUCUGCGCUUGUGCGUGGGCAAGGAGUGGCACCGCUUCCCGGGACACUUCAUUGUGCCGGACGGGGUGCGCGUCGACUGGGUCAAGAGCGCGUUCGACGGGAUGCUGCCUGGGCAUUUCUCGGAGACCCCGCGCAAGGGCGGGCUGUUGGUGAGACAGCAGGGAACGAGGGUGGUACCCAAGGAUCUGAACGAUCUGAACAAGGAAGCGCGAGCGUUCUAUGUGGACGUGGACUCGUGUGACUACCUCCUCGACCUGGACUUCCCGCAGCACCCGCAAGAGGGGCCACACGAGCCGCGGUACAUCGUGGACGAGCAGACCUGGGCGCGCGUCGCGUGCCAGCCGUUCCUGGACGCGGCGCACUCGCCGUUGCUGACGCGCACGCUGUGGUUCCCGGGCGCGCUGUGGCAGCAGCAGAACUCGUACGGCGAGUUCUGCCUGUUGAGGCACCGGGCGAACGUGGCGAAAAAGGAGAGGGAGCACACCGUGCACCGGGCGUAG